AUGUCGUUCCUCUUUGGAAAGGCAGACUCCUCUGCUGCUGCUACUUCCAAGUCGCCAGCGUCCUCCGCCAUGGAGAGCCAGAAUAUCCAGAUUCGCACGCCUGAAGAGGCUGUUGCGCGAAUCGCAUACCUUGCCAGCGAUGUCGUGGUUUCUGUCCAGCCGUCGCAAGGACAAGACUCGGCCUACUCGUCACAUCUCAAGCGAUAUGUUAGCAGAAAAGAUCCAGGACUAGUCGCAAAGUCCGAGGGUUCGGUCCCCGAGAUACAAUCCGUUAGGCACAAUACCGAUCCUCUACUCUCCGUCUUCGCGCCGAUUCGCUCUGGCCGCUUAACCUCCGUAACCACCACCUCGAGCAUCCUCCUCCCAUCCAUCGCCCACCUGUACAAGCUCGCCACAUACCCAGUCGUCAUCCAUGUCUCCCUAUCCCCAGCGCAGUUCCCGGACUACUCGUCGAUAACCGCCAUCAGAAACUCAGGAUGGACGUUCCUUCAGUCCGAGUCGCUGCAGGAGGCGCAAGACAUGGCCAUAACGGCGUAUGCUCUUGCUGUCCGCUCAGGAAAGGGUGUCAUCCACUUCUUCGACCCCAACUCGAGCUCUCACGACAAGCCCAUUCCUGCCGAGGAUCAAAGUCUGGUGCGCGAGUUAUUGAACCUGGAUGAUGUUCGCCGAUACCAGGCCAGCUCAGUACCGGAGUCGGGCAUCUAUGCUGAUGACGGAAGAGCUGUUGUGGCUUCGGAACAAUCAGAAGCCCCUGCAGGCACCACCAAGUCGAACGGACUUGCCGACUCGACAAUCCUUGGGGUGGCAUCGAAGGCGACCUCGACAAUUCUUGGGGCGGCAUCGAAGGCGACUUCUUCAGAGGGUUCAGAGAAGUCCAGCGAGCAGAGCAACUCUAGCGCCCCACCGAGUGCGUCUUCUGCCACCACCAUCGAAGCCUCGGCACCCCUUGUUACUUCGGAGGAUAUCUACAAAUACGUUACUUCGAUAUGGGCUCAGAUGAAGGAAACGGCUGGUCGUGAAUACCAUGCAUUCGAGUGGUCAGGACCAGCGACCGCCGAGAAGGCCAUCUUUGUGUUUGGAUCCGAUGCGGGCCUGUUUGCUGAGGCGCUCGACGCAGCUAAGCCUAACGAUAUCUACGCCAAAGCUGGCAUGAUAACUGCAAGACUAUACAGACCAUGGCUAGGCGCCAAGCUCCUCGAGCUCGUCCCUAAGUCGGUGAAGCGGAUUGCUGUUCUCGAGCAGAUUUCGAGGAAGACUACGAAAUGGGGUCCUCUAUUGAUCGAUGUCUUGACUUCGGUCAAGAGCAGUCCAGGUGGUGGUGUUGAGACCAUCGUUGGCCACCAACUUGGCUACAUCGCCCCUGACACCAUCCAGCAGGCGCUCAAGGGCAUUUUCCAGAACCUGACCUCGGAGAAGCCUCUUCAGAACCUAGAGAUAGGAAAGACGGACAGACCCGAGGACGUCGAGACUAGCGGCCUGGCACAGCCAAAGUUGGAAACAGCUUACACGAAGAUUCUGGAUCAACUUUUCGAGAAGCGAGUUUUUAUGGCGAAUGCUCUUAGCUCCAAGACGGCUGGCAUUUCGUCCACGAUAGCAGCCAGCCCAGAAUUUGGUUUCGGGUCCCUUCUUGCGCGCAAGGAGCAUCGCCAGAGAUUCGUGAAGGAGACUAAGCAAGCCGCAAGCACAGGCUCAUUCGUCACCGAAUCCCCCGUGAACUGGCUCGCAAAGUGGGCGGCCAGUGCCGAAGAUGCGCAAAAGGCUGGCGAGAUUGCCGACGAUGUGAUCGCACACCUCGAGACCGAUGGAUCUUCCACUGCCCGAGACCUUCUUUCAAACAAGGGGCUUUUCCGCAAAGAAUCCUUGUGGCUUAUUGGGUCUGAUGCAUGGGCUUAUGAUCUCGGUAACUCUGGUGUGCAUCAUGUCUUGGCUUCCGGCGAGAACGUCAACAUGCUCAUUAUCGAUUCGACACCCUACUCUGAGCGAGCUGCUGCGGACGCUGAGCGACGAAAGAAGGAUAUCGGUUUGUAUGCGAUGAACUUCGGUAAUGCCUAUGUCGCAUCUACUGCUGUCUACAGCUCGUACACCCAGGUUCUUCAGGCCAUGCUCGAAGCUGACAAGUUUAAUGGUCCCUCGAUCGUUCUCGCAUAUCUGCCCUACUUUGGCGAGCACGACUCUCCCUUGACUGUUCUCCAGGAGACCAAGAAGGCUGUGGACCUCGGCUACUGGCCCCUCUACAGAUGGAACCCUGAGAAUGAGAACAAGGGUGAACCCAACUUUUCGCUGGACUCGGAGCGCAUAAAGAACGAGCUGAAGGAGUUCCUCGCCAGAGAUAAUCAGCUGACUCAGCUGAUGCGACGAGAACCCGUGUUCGCCGCAAGCCUUUCCCAGGACUUUGGAACUGAAGUUCGUGCUCAGCAGAAGCGCAAAGCCAAGGAUGCCUACAACCAGCUUCUGGAAGGCCUCUUCGGUGCGCCUCUCACGAUUAUCUUCGCUUCCGACAACGGCAACGCCCAAUCAUUGGCGAAGCGACUCGGCACUAGGGGUCGGGCUCGAGGCCUGAAGACCACAGUCAUGGCCAUGGAGGACUAUCCCGUUGAAGACCUUUCCACUGAGGAGAACAUUGUCCUCAUCACAUCCACAGCCGGGCAGGGAGAGUUCCCUCAGAACGGUCUGCCUUUCUGGCAUGCCAUCAAAGACAUCACCGGUCUUGAUCUCGCGUCCGUGAACUACUCAGUGUUUGGUCUUGGUGACAGGCACUACUGGCCCCGCAAGGAGGACAGAGUCUACUACAACAAGCCGGCCAAGGACCUUGACAGAGUGAUUUCUAACUUUGGUGGCAAGAGACUAGCAGAGGUUGGUCUUGGUGAUGACCAGGAUCCCGAUGGUUAUCAGACUGGGUACUCGGUGUGGGAGCCUCAGAUCUGGCAAGCUUUGGGCGUCGCCAAUGUCGAAGGCCUGCCGGAGGAGCCGCCGCCAAUCACCAACGAAGACAUCAAGCUCGCCUCCAACUACCUCCGAGGAACCAUUGUUGAGGGUCUGAAUGAUCCCAGCACUGGCGCUAUCUCCGCUUCGGACCAGCAGCUCACCAAGUUCCACGGCACGUAUAUGCAAGACGACCGAGAUAUCCGCGAUGAGCGAAAGGCCCAAGGCUUAGAGCCUGCAUACUCUUUCAUGAUCCGUUGCAGACUGCCUGGCGGUGUCGCCACCCCCAAGCAGUGGGUACAGAUGGACGACAUCAGUACCGAACUUGGCAACGAGACCAUGAAGCUCACGACAAGGCAGACCUUCCAAUUCCACGGAGUUGUCAAGGGAAAGCUCAAGCCAGCCAUGCAAGCCAUCAACCGGUCGCUCAUGACUACCAUUGCCGCCUGUGGUGAUGUCAACAGAAAUGUCAUGUGCAGCUCGCUUCCUACUCAAUCACAGUACCACCGCGAAGUGUACGCAUCCUCGAAGAAGAUCAGCGACCACUUGCUGCCUGCCACUUCUGCCUACCACGAAAUCUGGUUGACAGACGACGACAACAAGAAGACGCAGGUAGCCGGUGAUGCCGUACAGGAUUUUGAGCCUAUGUACGGUCCCACCUACCUGCCCAGAAAGUUCAAGAUCACCAUUGCUAUCCCACCCCACAACGACACAGAUGUCUACGCCCACGACGUUGGCUUGAUCGCAAUCAAGGGCGACGAUGGCCAUCUUGUUGGGUUCAACGUGCUUGCCGGUGGUGGCAUGGGCGCGACCCACAACAACAAAAAGACCUAUCCCCAGAUGGGCCGCAUGAUAGGUUUCGCCAAAGCUGACGAAGUGCACAUUGCCUGCGAGAAGAUCAUGCUGGUGCAGAGGGACCAUGGCGACCGAAAGAACCGAAAGCACGCCCGCUUAAAGUACACAAUCGACGACAUGGGUGUUGACGUCUUUCGCCAAAAGGUCGAGGACAUGUGGGGCAAGUCGUUCGAACCAGAGCGGCCAUUCCACUUCAAGAGCAACAUCGACACCUUCGGCUGGCAGAAGGAUGAGACUGGCUUGAACCACUUCACCUUCUUCAUCGAGAACGGUCGCAUUGAGGACACUGCUGAGUUCCAGAUGAAGACCGGCCUACGCGAGAUCGCCCAGGUCCACAAGGGUGAAUUUAGAUUGACAGGAAACCAGCACUUGAUCCUGUCCAAUGUUACUGACGAAGACCUGCCUCGGAUGAAGGAGCUGAUGAAGAAGUACAAGCUUGACAACGUUCAGUUCUCUGGCCUGCGUCUGAGCUCAUCAGCUUGUGUCGCGUUCCCAACUUGCGGUCUGGCCAUGGCUGAGAGUGAACGAUACCUGCCAGUACUCAUCACCAAGCUGGAGGAAUGUCUCGAGGAGAAUGGACUGAAGCAAGAGUCAAUUGUCAUGCGUAUGACCGGAUGCCCCAACGGCUGUGCUCGCCCUUGGCUGGCGGAAGUCGCAUUCGUCGGCAAGGCCUUUGGCGCCUACAACAUGUACCUUGGUGGUGGAUACCAUGGACAACGUCUGAACAAGCUCUACCGGUCCAGCAUCAAGGAGGACGAGAUCCUCGCCAUCAUGAAGCCACUACUCAAGCGAUACGCCCUGGAGCGCGAGGAGGGCGAGAAAUUUGGAGACUUUUGUAUCCGCUCUGGCGUCAUCGUAGCCACGAAGGAGGGACAGGACUUCCAUGAUAACGUUGCCGAAGACGAAUCUGAUGAGGAAUGA
This is a messenger RNA of Anthostomella pinea, 4698 nucleotides long. Lineage: Eukaryota; Fungi; Ascomycota; Sordariomycetes; Xylariales; Xylariaceae. The record is from the annotation of a GenBank genome assembly.